AUGGAGACGCAGCUAACGACAAUUUUUGGCCCAAAUCCAAACAUCUCGUUCUUUCCCGCAAAAAGGGUUCGAGCUAUUAGUGAUAGACUGGGUCAUGGUCGACUAGAUCAGCUGCUGGACGAAAUUCGCGCGGUGGUGGCAACCAAGGUCAAGAACACUUGUGCCAUCCCCCAAUCUUAUGUCCAGCGGCAUCGGGAUGUGGGAAGGAUCCAUGAUCUCCCUAGCCCAGACAUCCUUAGUGCACAUAUUGCCGCUUACUUUGACACUGUGCACCCAAUCUACCCAUUCCUUUGUCCAGACACGUUUCGCGGGAGAGCUUCAGGGCCGGACCUUGCUCAAUCCCUAGUUACAGACAAAAGUUGGGCGGCGCUCUUCUACGCAAUCCUGGCUAUUGGUUGUCAGAAUAACGAUGGAGGAAGCUUUGAGGCUGGCGUGGGAGAGGCAUGGUCAUAUUUUGAGCGGUCGUUGUCAUACUUCCAGGAUCUCCUCUUUGGAAGAGGCUCCUUGACUGCGGUCCAAGCCCUGAUUGCUAUGGCAAUCUUCUCAUCAACUGUGUCGGCCUUCCAAUUCGAACCCUUGAUGCUGUCAGAGGCUGCCAUUAUGGCCCAGGGAUUAGGCUAUCAUCGCUCAAACAGUCCACAGGAAGGGCAAUGCCGUCGCACAUUUUGGGUCCUCUAUUUCAUGGAGAAAACGUCCUGCUUUGCCACCGGCAAGACUUCGGUUCUGGAUGACGCUAAUAUAAGCUGUGCUAUCCCAGAUGUGCCAGAAUCCACCUUCCACGACUACGACUGGUUCUUCGGCUUUGUCAAAUAUGCCCGUCUUGUCUCCAAAAUCCACCAAUCCCUCUUCACGAUCAGCUCUGUGAGCCAACCGUUGACCAGCUACAACGCUGUGGUGGAGAGCCUACGCAUGGAACUUGAAGCCUGGCGCAUGACCGCUCCCACCCGAUUUCGGCCGGGCGAAACGCUCAAGCCGCGUCUGCUACGAGAGACCCUCGCUGUUCAGGUUGCUUUGAUUACCCACUUUCUUUAUCUCAACGCCCUUCUUACAUUGUCAUGGACGGUGCUGCAUUAUGGUGCCGUCCGCUUGGGGACCACGCAGCAAGAGGUCAUGAAGCGAGAGCUGAUGCGAACAGCACGGAGCGUGUUGGAACUGACAGUCUUCAUCGAGGUCGCGCCUUCAACACCAGUUUGGAUCCUCGCCGUCUUACCCCUUUCUUCACUGAUGAUUCUCUUCGACCUCGUUGUCCACAACGCAAACCACCCAGAGACCAGUCUCAGUCUUGCCCUUCUCGAUAUUGCCGGUGGACACUUCAGCCGGCUAGAAUACGCCAGUAGCGGUGCCCUUCCAGGUUCCCUAGUCGCCGAAUUCGCACAUCUUGCCAGACAGUACAUAUCCGAAACGCGCAAGUCUAAGUCUCGAGACCGCAGUGAGACCGGUCCAUCUCAGAGCACUGUUGAGGCGCCGACAUCUGCGCCAGCAGCAUUGCAAGCUGCACCAGCAACAACUAAUAUUACAACUACCACUAAUGAAUUAGACAGCACAGUGCCGGUUUUACCGCAGGAACCCGUCACCGAUCUAUCCGUGGCCAUGCAACCGUGGAGCCCGGCCUCGCUGGACCGGAAUGAAUCGCUAUUCCUGCCGUAUAUUGACGAUCCGAGUUAUUAUUUUGGGGAUUUGCAGUUGCUGGGGAUAGACGUGAGGGAUCUUUUUGAUCAUCCGUAUCAAUUGCCGGGGAGUGAGCUAUAG
Messenger RNA from Aspergillus ibericus CBS 121593, 1749 nucleotides. Its product is annotated as fungal specific transcription factor domain-containing protein. The coding region runs from base 1 to 1749 and encodes 582 amino acids. Gene Ontology annotation, biological process: DNA-templated transcription. The transcript has 6 exons. NCBI's taxonomy places the organism in Eukaryota, Fungi, Ascomycota, Eurotiomycetes, Eurotiales, Aspergillaceae. Gene Ontology annotation, molecular function: zinc ion binding; DNA binding. The record is from RefSeq and is a predicted model, not a curated record.